Rotaria sordida is the source of this 930-nucleotide messenger RNA. Lineage: Eukaryota; Metazoa; Rotifera; Eurotatoria; Philodinida; Philodinidae. The record is from the annotation of a GenBank genome assembly.
AUGUAUUCAUAUAUUUCGCUUGAAUUCUUCUAUGAUUUAUAUCCUCAUUUAUUAUGUAUAUUUAUUCCUUCAUUUUUCAUUCAAUUGUUUAUCAAUACACCGAAUUCUUAUUUUCGUGUAAUGGAUAAUUUUACUGGUUUGAUUGAAUUCAUAUCCGGUAUAAUUUGGUCAUUAUUUUAUACAUUGCAAACACAAGUUGAAACAUUACAGUUUCGUCAAAUCUUAGUAACUUUAUGUGUCAUUCUGUGGUCAUUACGAUUGGGCGGAUUUUUGAUCUAUCGAAUGUUUGUUCUUGGUCCAUUGGACACUCGUAUUGAUGAUUUGGCGAAGAAAUAUGGACAACUGGCUAUAAUUGGUUUUUGGUUGUGUCCACAUGCAUUCUGGUCGGUUAUUUGUUGUUUACCCGUCGCCUUACUUCAUGCUUUUCCAAUCACAGAUGUCGAAUUUAGCAUUUUAGAUUUUUUUGGAUUUUCUUUUUGGAUUUGUGGAUUUCUUAUGGAAUCAUUUGCUGAUCAAAACAAAUUGAAAGCAAAACUUGCAAGAAAAAAGAAAUAUUAUCAUCUUGGUACAAUGUGGAACUAUUGUCGAAAUCCGAAUCAUUGUGGUGAAGUUUUGUGUUGGUUAGGAUUAUCGAUUAUAGCUCUCAAUCUCUUUUUUCAUCAUUCUUUACAUCGAUAUAAUCUUUUUAUGCUUAUUUUGCCACAAAUUAGUCCCUUAUUCACUCUGUCGAUAAUGUUAUUUGAAGCUACAUUAGCAUCAGAAAUUAAUAAUAACAAACGUUUUGGAAAUCAAUUAGAAUAUCAUCAGUAUCGUAAACGAACAUCCGUUCUUUGGCCAAUCACAUCUGACAUUUAUCUUCGUUUACCUAAAUGGAUAAGAAAAACGUUAUUUUUUGAUUUAGAUAUGUACAACAAAGGACUUAAAAAAUAA